AAUAUUUAAAUAUUUGUGUCCUUAUAUGUAACAUAUGUACGUUCAUUUAAUUAACAGAAUAAUUAUUAAAGUGAAACGUUUAAAUUCUAAAUGAAAACGAUGCUAAUAACUUGACCGCAUUCCGUUAAAAGAAAGUUUGAAAAUUGUGCGUAUAAAUUUUCUAACCUUCAAAACGGUUUUUAUUUGUGCAAUAUGUUGUGGUGUUUUUUUAUGUUAAGUAAAUGUAAAAUAAAAAAAACCAUUCAGGUUGUGCAAUUUUUUUUUAUGUAAAUGUAUGAUAAUAAAUUUAAACGAGUUCUAUUUUUAUUUUUAUUUUUUUUUCCAUAACGUUAGAUCAUAUAGUUUAGUAUAAGAUUGACUUCCAAGACAGUAAGAACUGUGAAAAUAUAAAUAUAAAUAUAAUAGAAAAUGAAUAAAAUAAGUAGAAGUAUGUUUUCUAUAGUAAAUAAAGUAACAACUAGUGUUAGAGGUUAUAAAGUAGCACAAAUAGAUCCGCUGCAAAAAGCUGCUUUGGAAGAACGUUGCAUACUUGUCGAUGAAUUUGACAGACCUAUUGGUGAAGCAUCUAAAAAAGAUUGUCAUAGAGUUACAAAUGAUGGUACUUUACCACUUCAUAGAGCAUUUAGUGUUUUCUUAUUUAAUCGGGAUGGCGAUUUGUUAUUGCAAAGACGUUCUCCAUGGAAGAUAACUUUUCCGGACUGUUAUACAAAUUCUUGCUGCAGUCAUCCAUUAGCAGAAAUAUCUGGAGAAACUUUAGAAGAUGAUGCAAUUGGUAUACGUAGGGCUGCCCAAAGAAGACUUAAUUAUGAAUUGGGUAUUCCAAUCUCAGAGAUCAAUCUAUCGGAUUUCUUUUAUUUAUCAAGAAUUCAUUACUUUUCUUUGGGAGAUGGAGUUUGGGGAGAACAUGAAAUAGAUUACGUAUUAUUUCUACAAAAAGAUUAUAUAACUCUUGAUCCUAAUCCCGAUGAAGUGAGUGAAAUUAAAUGGGUAUCAAGAUCGAUGAUCAAUGAUUUUUUACGAACGACAGAAGCACCAUUAACGCCAUGGUUCCGUCUUAUGCUUCAGCAUAAAUUACAACUGUGGUGGGAUAAUUUAAAAACUUUAGAUAGAGUACAAGAUUAUUCCGUAAUAACUAAAUAUUUGUAAUACACUGAUAUAAUUUAUUUAGUUUUUAGACACAGUCUAUGCGAUGUCUUUCAUUUCCAUGUUUACAAUCAAUUUUCAGGCCUAAUAGGUCCAACCCUUAUACUUUAUAUCAAUUAUAUUUUUAAUAGCUCUGUAUUA
Molecule: messenger RNA, 1284 nt
Organism: Polistes dominula (European paper wasp)
Lineage: Eukaryota; Metazoa; Arthropoda; Insecta; Hymenoptera; Vespidae
Gene: Idi
Product: Isopentenyl-diphosphate delta isomerase
Biological process (GO): isoprenoid biosynthetic process; isopentenyl diphosphate biosynthetic process
Cellular component (GO): cytoplasm
Molecular function (GO): isopentenyl-diphosphate delta-isomerase activity
Source: RefSeq, a predicted model, not a curated record